CCCUGGAAACAGAUCUUGCGGGACUACAAUUAUCUUCUCAUUGAAAUAGUCGCCGUCUGGUUUUCUUCUUGUGUUUUUAUCAUACCCCUUUUUCUCCCCUGUCUUUGUUCGAAUCUUCUGACAUAAAAAAUAAACAAAAACAAAACCGACAAAACCUUAAAACAAGCAGUUUUUCUACACGCUCACAGACCAUCUCCUCUUUUCUGAGAUUGACCCACACGCAAAAGCUACAAACCACUCGAAACGCAGCAUUGACGCACUGCCCCCGAUGACGACCCCAGUUCUGUCUAAAAUCACGUCUUCCGGCUCCGCCAAUUCUAAACGAAUACCUUCUAACCAUACCGACACGUCGUCCAUGAAAAUGGCAACGAGAACAAACUCAUCGGCGUCAAAUGUGUCCUCUCAGUACACAGACGCUCUGCAGAGUGUGCCAUCGAACAGCCAGGAUACCCGUGAUUUCGUCAUGGCCAAACGAAUCAAGGAGAGUGAGGUUGUCGGAAACAAAUCCAACCUUAACCCUCUACAGGCCCCUUUCGCCUAUCUGGACGGCUCAAGGACACUUGGGGAAGAGGUUCAGGUUGUUGCUUCCGGUAUCAAGAAUAUGCUGCAUAGACGCCAUAUGAUGCUUGAUGACAGCGGUACUAAAGAAUCUCAAGACAAAGAACGAAUGGCUAGUAUUGAAAGGAAAAUCCAUCAGCUUGAAGAUAACGAUAAGAAUACCGGCCAGCCGGAUAUUGAUGAGCUAGUGGGUCCUGAUGGGACUAUUAGUCCUGAUAUAGUUAGGAAAAGUUUGGAAAAAGAAAAGGAAAAUAGAAUUAUUAGGGAUGUUCAACAUAGCACAGAACCAAUUACUUUGCCCAAUAGAAAUAAUACUUGGCAGCAUAGUAAUCACGAGCAAUACCUUGAAAAUUCGAAGUUGAGAUUGAUACGCUCAGAAAAUUCUUCUCUUGAAGAAAGCCCCAAUCAAAACCUAACAGUCGAAGACACCACAGCAAAUUUGAGAAACGCCAUAAAACCACAUGACUUAUCAAAUGAUCCUAAAUAUAUCCUUGAUGCCAAAAAUGAUAAGAAAACUGCCUUAAUGGUUGAUGCCUUCCUUUUAGGUUAUGCCGACAUGUUGUAUUUGACAUCUUCAUUUUUUAAAGAUGAAAAUGGUAUUAGAAAAGGACCCUUGAUGAUCCCUUUGCUUAGUCUAUAUUUGACCGAUAUUACUGUCGAAGUCUUCUUAUCAAGAAAAAUCAAUCUGAACCACGAUAAUCAUAUCACCUCUUCUCUCAAUAAAGAAGAUCUUUUGAAACUUGCUACGUUUACCAAAAAUAGAAUCUUCAGACUACAUUUAGAAUAUGGUGUAGGUGACCAUGUCUUACGUUGGGACAUGGAAAAGGAUACCAAGGCUCUUGUCGUUUUACACAAAAAAUUACUGCGCAGGACAAAAGAAAGAUUAGACAAAGUGAAAACCAAAGAAGCAGAGAUACCAAGGUUUCCCGUGUUACCCAGCCAUUUUGCCAAAUUCAGAGGUUUGUUCAAAGGUGAUAGGGAGAUCUUGAUUGCUAAUGAUAAUAAAUCAGAGAAAAAGAAAUCUUUGAAUAGUGAAGGAGCUUCUUAUCGAAACGUUCACAGUAAUAAAACAAGUAUCGCAAAAGGUUACAACCCAAAGGAGAAAAAUUCUAGCUCCAAAAGUGAACAUUCGAAUGUUGACAGAGCUCCAACAAUAGACAACCAAAUAGGCUCUUCCCAAUCUGUCCGUACACCUCCCUUACAGCGUCUUAACUCGGCAUCUUCGCAGAACUCUCGUGAAGAAUCUUUACAUUCUUUAUCAAAUACAUUGAGUAGAUUCUCAACAGCAGCUUUUGCAAACCUUCGUUCUUACAACAAACCACAUGAAAGAAAUAGAGAUAAGGAUAAGGAAAAGGUAGACAAAGACAAAGACAAAGAGAAGGAUAAGGAACGGCAAAAGGAAAGAGAGAAAGAGAAAGAGAAAAAUAAAGAAAGAGAAAGACAUUUAAUAGCACUUCAAGAGAGAACACGCUUAAACCAAAAGUACAGAAAUGAUAUGCAACUCUAUUUUGACUCGUUAUUGGAGAACGUCUCUUUUAAAGAACAGUCCAAUAAAGUUUUACAGUUCUUUGAGCUAUCACCCUUUAGUCUUUUGCUUUCUAAUGAGAUUUACAGGAAAAGAAAGGAAGGCUACAUGUUUAUUGUCUCUUCGGCGAGUAAACAGGGUUGGAGGGUGGGGCAUUUCAAGUUUCAUGACUUGAGUGAAAUGAUCAAACGUCAUACAAGUAAAUGGUGCAUUCUUGGUGAUUCUUUUCUAAUAUAUACUUCAGACAUUUCAUCAACUACUCCGGAAGAGGUAUUUUUACUUGAUCCUAAAAUUCAGAUGUCGGUGAAGGGGUUUUCAGAAAAGAAAAACAACUACGGAGGUACAGAGGAUUCUGAUUCUGAUUCCGAAAACUACUACAACUACAACAUAAAUGAUAAUAUUAACGAGAACGAAAAUGAGAAUGAAAAUGAAAAUGAAAAUGAUGAUGUGGACGAUUAUUAUUUUGCUAAUUCGAAGUCUGUUUUGAAGAGCGCUAAGUCUUAUCCAACAAUUAAAUUGACCAAUUCCGAGCGCUCAAUUCAACUGGUUGCUAAAAAUCCAAGGAUUACUAGACAAUGGGCCUCAUGUAUAAGAUCAAUAAUCAGUGAAACUGAAUGGGCCAAACCUCAUAGAUUUGGAUCAUUUGCUCCUGUUAGACACCAUGCCUUUGCACAAUGGUUUGUCGAUGCAAGGGAUUAUUGGUAUGCGGCUUCAUCUGCCAUUGAGAUGGCAAAAGAUGUAAUCUAUAUUCAUGACUGGUGGUUAUCGCCGGAAUUAUAUUUGAGACGUCCAGCAAAUGGUAACCAAAAUUGGAGAAUAGACAGAUUACUCGAGAAAAAGGCGAAACAAGGUGUUAAAAUUUUUGUCAUUAUUUACAGAAAUGUCGGUAAUACGGUUGUCACAGAUUCCAUGUAUACAAAACAUUCAUUGUUAGAUUUACAUGAGAACAUUUACGUGCUAAGAUCACCCAACCAAAUCAUGCAGAACGUUUUCUUUUGGGCUCAUCAUGAAAAGUUAUUGAUUAUUGAUCAUUCUGUUUGCUUCUUAGGUGGAAUUGAUUUAUGUUUUGGAAGAUAUGAUACUCCUGACCAUGUUUUGGUGGAUGAUAGUAAAUAUGCGUUUAAGGUCGAGUCGAUGAAUGGCAACCUUUCCUCUUCACUUACAGCAAACACAUCCUCUACCCCUAACACGAAACGGAACAGAUCCUCAUCAAAAACUCCAGAAUCUGGUGUCACUGACAGUACAAGUUUGGAACAUCACCUUGCUGAUUCAAACUUAACAGACUCUAAAUGGAGUGCAGAAUAUGAUUUCCAGGAGCAAUUCCAAGUUUUUCCCGGAAAAGAUUACUCUAAUCCACGUAAGAAAGACUUUUUUGAAUUGACAUCUCCUCAUGAAGAUAUGUACGAUCGACAGACUGUUCCUCGUAUGCCGUGGCAUGAUGUUCAUAUGGUCACUGGUGGACAGGUAGCUCGAGAUUUGUCUCGUCAUUUCAUUCAAAGAUGGAACUACCUUCUCAGACAAAAGAGACCUUCUCGGCCAACUCCUUUGCUUGUUCCACCUAGACCUUUUACAGAUGAAGAGUUAUCCAAAUUGAAUUUAAAAGGUAAUUGUGAAGUCCAACUAUUGAGAUCAAGUGGUGACUGGUCACUUGGACUUGAGGAACACGAGCAAAGUAUCCAAAAUGCAUAUAUUAAAUGUAUUGAGCAAAGUGAGCACUUUGUCUAUAUGGAAAAUCAAUUUUUUGUUACCAGUUGUACUGUUGAAAGUUGUGUUGUCAAAAAUCAAAUUGGUGAUGCAUUGGUGGACAGGAUUAUUACAGCCCACAAAAAUGGCGAGGUAUGGAAGGCAGUCAUUGUCAUUCCUUUGAUGCCUGGAUUUGAGGCUGAUGUUGAUACCAAAGAGGGUGGUAGUGUCCGUUUGAUUAUGCAAUGUCAGUAUAUGUCCAUUUCGAUGGGCGAAACCUCAAUUUUUGCAAGAUUGCGCCGAGUAGGAAUCAAGCCUGAAGAUUACAUCAAUUUUUACUCUUUGAGAAAAUGGGGAUUAAUUAGUGAAAAGAAGUUGCUUACCACCGAACAGUUGUACAUUCAUGCGAAAACCAUGGUUGUUGAUGAUAGAAUUGCAAUUAUUGGGUCAGCAAAUGUCAAUGAAAGAUCUAUGCGUGGUACUAGAGACUCAGAAGUUUGUGCAAUUGUUCGUGAUAAAGAUUUGAUUGAAUCUAAGAUGGACGGAAAAGCUUAUCACGUUGGGAAAUUUUCACACAGUUUAAGAAUAAGAUUGAUGCGUGAGCAUCUAGGAGUUGAUGUUGAUUUGAUGGAUUUGGUUGAGCGCAGGUUUGCUGAGAUUGAGAAAUUCUGUAACACGGAACUUGGUAACAAUGCAUCUGUUCUAAAAGCUAAUGAAGGUAAAACUUCAUUAAGUGCGAUGGUUGAAAUGGGUACACGGUAUUUAUUGGGUUUGAAUGGUGGUACACCUGGUUUUUGCAAGAGAUAUGGCGAGAAGAACCAUAAAUUUGGAGAGAAGCUUACUGAAGAAAUGAUAAAAACCUUCACAUGCAUCAAAACAGAACAGGAGAAUACCGACUCUGUGGAUGAUAUUGAGUUUUCAUUUUCUUUUAACCAUAGAGCUGGUAAUGAGAAUGCCGGUAUUAGAAGUGAUAAAACCUUGUCAUCUGACACAAGAGUCACGACUGAAAACCACAGAAAUGAGGUCAGGGGUGAUGUUGAUGGAUUCAACUCUAAAUAUUACGAGGAAGCUAAAGCUCAAAUGAAAAAGUUUCUUGCCCAGCGUGUCAACCAGUGUGCACAGUCAGUGGACAUUGAGAAGCGAGAGGCACAUGAUAAGCACUAUCCUUUACCUGUUUUUGAAGAUAUUGUUGAUGUUCUUUCCCAGCAUAUUGUUCAAAAUGCAAGCUCUGGAGAACAAAACGCAAUUAAUACAGAUAGGUGGACCAUGGUUAAAAGGUUGUAUUAUAUGAAGAAACUUUACUGCAAACUGGCAGCAAAUGCUCAUCGUGAAAAUAAAAGUUCUAGUGAGAUCUUUGAAGAUGCAGAAGACAGCUACGUCAGGUCCAGAAGUAAUACCAAUCCUGAAAUGUUAAAAUCUUCCUUCAAAAAUGCAGAUGUCCACCUUAGCAACGAUAGCAAUGGGGAUGCCAUUGCGGGAUCCGAUACCUCUAAGUCUGCCUCCCAUCCUCUAGACACAGCAUCUUCAACUGCAAACAGAUCUCACAUGAACGGUGGAGACACAAAUAGAUUGACUUCUACACCAGCUGAAGGGAAGACUAAUAACACGAGUGCAAAGAAGUUACGUUUACCUGAUAUACCAUUGAUCAAAUUGAAAAACAAUGAUAUCAAUGAUAUCAACAAAAAUAUGUUGCCUCAACUCGAUUUCGAUUUCCUUGACCCAUAUGCUUUUGAGGAUCCACUUGAUAUCAGUUUCUAUGAGGGUACAUGGAUGACCCAAGCAAUUAGAAAUACCUUGCUCUUCCAAAUGGUUUUUCAUGUUCAGCCUGACGAUUUGGUACAGACAUGGAAAGACUACAAAGAUUUCGAGGAGUUGAAGAACGCAUUCGAAACAUACCAAAGAAUUUACAGAGAUGGCGUUAUCAACGGUGAAGGAAACAAUGUAUUUGGAGGAGAGGAAGCCCAGCAAGAAGGUUUUGACAGAGAGAGCCGUGGCAGCAUGGGCCAUCCGCUAGAUGAUGAUGUUGUGGAACAUCGUCGCCGCUUGGAGCGUAGCUUCAAGCUCGCAGAACUUGAGAGGUUCCAGCGGACCAGUGGGCCAGUUGGGACGACUCUUCCAGGCGCCAGUGGCUACGGAAGAGGUGCUGUCUACGACUACCCGACGAGUUUGCGGCUGAUGCGGAUGGUCAGGGGACACGUCGUGAUGUUCCCGACGAAGUGGCUAAAGAAGGAAGUGGAGGGCUCGAACUGGUUCUACAAGGCGGACAAAAUCCCUCCGAUCCAGAUCUACAAUUAGGCUCUCCAGAGCAUAUUUGUUUAGCUUGUAAAGUACGAAAAGUAAGCGUUUAUGCUGCCUCGACCCGAGCCAGCGAUAAGUGGUUGUAGAAAUUGGAGAAACAAGCGAGAGAAAGAGUGUAAGUGCUGUUUUCUAUAAACGAUUGACAAUUUUUGUUUAGGAGAAAGUGAAAUAAAAGAAC
Messenger RNA from Pichia membranifaciens NRRL Y-2026, 6242 nucleotides. RefSeq lists its product as hypothetical. Lineage: Eukaryota; Fungi; Ascomycota; Pichiomycetes; Pichiales; Pichiaceae. Bases 269 to 6061 code for a protein of 1930 amino acids. The record is from RefSeq and is a predicted model, not a curated record. Gene Ontology annotation, molecular function: catalytic activity. The transcript has a single exon. Gene Ontology annotation, biological process: cell motility.